Messenger RNA from Miniopterus natalensis, 1614 nucleotides. It is a transcript of the gene IL25, whose product is annotated as interleukin 25. Gene Ontology annotation, molecular function: cytokine activity. The record is from RefSeq and is a predicted model, not a curated record. Gene Ontology annotation, cellular component: extracellular region. Lineage: Eukaryota; Metazoa; Chordata; Mammalia; Chiroptera; Miniopteridae.
GGGUCAUUGAAGAUGAGGAAGGGCUCAGAGAACAGAAGGGAUGAGGGUUACAGGAGAUAGAGUGGAAAUAAAUGUUCACUAAGGUGGGUGGUCAGGAGGACUUUUGAGAAGAAAGGGAAUGGUGGAGACAAGACCCUGAGUGAGAGCAGCAGAGACCAUGGAAAUGAGGCCUCUUGAAGAGAGGACAGAUAAUGUUUCCUAAUUUUGGCUACCAAGCCAUCCAGAGAAAUUCCCAUAAUGCCAGUUUUCAAAGUCCCAGAAUGGCAGAAUACUAUUACUUUGACCCGGUGCAAAGAAAAGUUUACCCAAUAGGUUUCCAGGCAUACAAUGAUAUUCAUCACAACUUCCAUGAGUAGAGCAUUUUAAGCAGCUUUGGAAACUCUGUCAGGUUUUCUUUGUUUUUGUUUUGUUUUGUUUUUUAAUCUCAGGUUACUCCCUCCAAAAGGUAGUGGAAAUAAAUUUGAAUAAACAAAACAGGUUUGCUGAAAAUAAAACCAGGACUCCUAAACUGCUCCAGCCAGCCUACUUCCACAGGGCCCUGCCUAUCAGCCUGUACAGCACCACCCUGGGCGAGCAGCAUCUGGCAUCCGGCAUGAAACAGGUGGUUGCCUUCUUAGCAGUAGUCAUGGGAACACACACCCUGAGUUUUCGGCUUCAGAAGGACUGCAUCCACUGGCCCAGCUGCUUUCCCAUCAAGGGACAGGACUCCACUGAAGAGUUGAACACUGUGCUCAUGCCUCCCCCAGAGAUCGCUAGCCUCACCGACCACCCGGUAUCCUGCAAGGCCAGCGAAGACGGACCCCUCAACAGCAGGUCCAUCUCCCCCUGGAGAUAUGUGUUGGACAGGGACUUGAACCGGCUCCCCCAGGACCUGUACCACGCCCGUUGCCUGUGUCCACACUGCGUCAGCCUACAGACAGGCUCCCACAUGGACCCCCUCGGCAACUCAGAGCUGCUAUACCACAACCAGACCGUCUUCUACCGCCGGCGGUGCCCUGGAGAGCAGGGUGCCCGUGAUGGCUACUGCCUGGAACGCAGGCUCUACCGUGUCUCCUUGGCUUGCGUGUGCGUGCGGCCCCGUGUGAUGGCCUAGUCAUGCUGCCCAUGGCUGGUCCCUGGUCAGAACACUGGAGCUGCGUGUACAACCAUUUACUAUGGUGAGCCAGGAUGCCCGAGUGCGCGGCCCCUCCAAAGUAUCACCUGGAGCAGCAGGAUCGUGGGACAGGACGGAGACUUUAUAGGAAAACACACUUGAACUUUUUGGAGUGGAUGGGAAAUGCAGGUGAAGCGAAGGGAGCAGCAGCUGCUGUGGCCGCUGGAAGCUGGCAUCCUGGCACUUCUUUUAAUAAAGCUCUGUCAUUCCUGGAGGCCACCACCCAUCUCUUCCUUUCCUCCCAUCCUCAGCUGCCCUCGAGAAGCACAGGCACUUUCUUGAUAUUUUCUCCCUUGCCAACAAAGAACCCUCAUUUCAUUUAUGUGUUUGCUUGUUCGUUCAUUUAUUCAUUCAUCAAACACUCAGUGAGCAUGUUACUAGACUUCUGACAUGGGUGACUCUGAGGAAGAAGCUGUUCUUGAGCAUGGAGACUUAUCCAAAUAAAUAAUCUGUAUUUAAAA